CUGGUAGCCUGAUACACUCCCAGGUCUUUCUCUGCCUCUGUGGUGGAUAGUGGAGUGUUUCCCAUGUGGUAUUGGUGUGCUGGAUAUCCCUUCACUGGUAGCCUGGUAACAUACACUCCCAGGUCUUUCUCUGCCUCUGUGGUGGAUAGUGGAGUGUUUCCCAUGUGGUAUUGGUGUGCUGGAUAUCCCUUCACUGGUAGCCUGGUAACAUACACUCCCAGGUCUUUCUCUGCCUCUGUGGUGGAUAGUGGAGUGUUUCCCAUGUGGUAUUGGUGUGCUGGAUAUCCCUUCACUGGUAGCCUGGUAACAUACACUCCCAGGUCUUUCUCUGCCUCUGUGGUGGAUAGUGGAGUGUUUCCCAUGUGGUAUUGGUGUGCUGGAUAUCCCUUCACUGGUAGCCUGGUAACAUACACUCCCAGGUCUUUCUCUGCCUCUGUGGUGGAUAGUGGAGUGUUUCCCAUGUGGUAUUGGUGUGCUGGAUAUCCCUUCACUGGUAGCCUGGUAACAUACACACUCCCAGGUCUUUCUCUGCCUCUGUGGUGGAUAGUGGAGUGUUUCCCAUGUGGUAUUGGUGUGCUGGAUAUCCCUUCACUGGUAGCCUGGUAACAUACACUCCCAGGUCUUUCUCUGCCUCUGUGGUGGAUAGUGGAGUGUUUCCCAUGUGGUAUUGGUGUGCUGGAUAUCCCUUCACUGGUAGCCUGGUAACAUACACUCCCAGGUCUUUCUCUGCCUCUGUGGUGGAUAGUGGAGUGUUUCCCAUGUGGUAUUGGUGUGCUGGAUAUCCCUUCACUGGUAGCCUGGUAACAUACACUCCCAGGUCUUUCUCUGCCUCUGUGGUGGAUAGUGGAGUGUUUCCCAUGUGGUAUUGGUGUGCUGGAUAUCCCUUCACUGGUAGCCUGGUAACAUACACUCCCAGGUCUUUCUCUGCCUCUGUGGUGGAUAGUGGAGUGUUUCCCAUGUGGUAUUGGUGUGCUGGAUAUCCCUUCACUGGUAGCCUGGUAACAUACACUCCCAGGUCUUUCUCUGCCUCUGUGGUGGAUAGUGGAGUGUUUCCCAUGUGGUAUUGGUGUGCUGGAUAUCCCUUCACUGGUAGCCUGGUAAUAUACACUCCCAGGUCUUUCUCUGCCUCUGUGGUGGAUAGUGGAGUGUUUCCCAUGUGGUAUUGGUGUGCUGGAUAUCCCUUCACUGGUAGCCUGGUAACAUACACUCCCAGGUCUUUCUCUGCCUCUGUGGUGGAUAGUGGAGUGUUUCCCAUGUGGUAUUGGUGUGCUGGAUAUCCCUUCACUGGUAGCCUGGUAACAUACACUCCCAGGUCUUUCUCUGCCUCUGUGGUGGAUAGUGGAGUGUUUCCCAUGUGGUAUUGGUGUGCUGGAUAUCCCUUCACUGGUAGCCUGGUAAUAUACACUCCCAGGUCUUUCUCUGCCUCUGUGGUGGAUAGUGGAGUGUUUCCCAUGUGGUAUUGGUGUGCUGGAUAUCCCUUCACUGGUAGCCUGGUAAUAUACACUCCCAGGUCUUUCUCUGCCUCUGUGGUGGAUAGUGGAGUGUUUCCCAUGUGGUAUUGGUGUGCUGGAUAUCCCUUCACUGGUAGCCUGGUAACAUACACUCCCAGGUCUUUCUCUGCCUCUGUGGUGGAUAGUGGAGUGUUUCCCAUGUGGUAUUGGUGUGCUGGAUAUCCCUUCACUGGUAGCCUGGUAACAUACACUCCCAGGUCUUUCUCUGCCUCUGUGGUGGAUAGUGGUGUUUCCCAUGUGGUAUUGGUGUGCUGGAUAUCCCUUCACUGGUAGCCUGGUAACAUACACUCCCAGGUCUUUCUCUGCCUCUGUGGUGGAUAGUGGAGUGUUUCCCAUGUGGUAUUGGUGUGCUGGAUAUCCCCUCCCAAGGUGCAGGACUAUACAUUUUUCUUCACUGAAUUGUAGCAGCCACUUUUUGAUCCAUUCCCGUAGCUUGGUGAUGUCUUCUUGUAGGAAAUCCACAGACGAGGGGUUAAUUUGAUUGUUCCCUGUUCCAUCAUUCCAGCUUGGUCUCUUGAUUCCUUGGCCCUUUCAUGAACGUUAUAAUUCUUAGCGUUAAAUUCUGUCUGUAAAAUCUUUCAAUGUUAUUUGUUUUUCCUUGGGUCUUGUUUUUGUUUUUGUUUUUGUUGUUGUUGUUGUUGCCUUGCUGUGAGUGUGUUCUGUGUUUCCGUUCCAUUUUCCUUUCUCUAAUUCUUUCUUCCUUAAUUUUGUUU
Messenger RNA from Eriocheir sinensis (Chinese mitten crab), 2224 nucleotides. RefSeq lists its product as uncharacterized. NCBI's taxonomy places the organism in Eukaryota, Metazoa, Arthropoda, Malacostraca, Decapoda, Varunidae. The transcript is spliced from 3 exons. The record is from RefSeq and is a predicted model, not a curated record. Bases 561 to 1784 code for a protein of 407 amino acids.